Messenger RNA from Dicrocoelium dendriticum, 1981 nucleotides. The record is from the annotation of a GenBank genome assembly. Lineage: Eukaryota; Metazoa; Platyhelminthes; Trematoda; Plagiorchiida; Dicrocoeliidae.
UUCACAGUCACUCGAGGCCCCAUUACUUCGCGUCUCGAUAAGUUGACGCUGCACAGAAAUUAUGUCUCGUACCCUGGGUUCGGGCCUUGAUAACAUCUACCUGGUGGAAAGCAUUGUCGAUCGGAGGGUCCGGCGUGGGAGAGUGGAAUAUCGUGUUCGUUGGAAAGGGUUUCCUCCCGAACAGGAUUCAUGGGAACCUUUCACUAGUCUCAAGGAACCUUGUCAUCCAUUAAUUCAGGAAUUUCACACCCGGUACCGAAAAGUAUUUGCAGGGAAAAGGCGUUAUACCCUACCCCUGGUUAACUAUCAGCGUGUCAAAUCUACUGAGUAUCUUUUUCCCACUGCUAGCCGCACUGCCAUCACCAAACGCGGUGUUAAAAAUAGCCUUGAUGAGUCAUCGGUUGACAAAAUGGUUUCCUUAUCUAACCGUGGUCAAUCUGCGCUAAAACAUGACGCUGAACCUGGUGUCCCCCAAAGUUUACCCGCGACCAACACCUCCCUUUCCCUACCUGUCCUCACUCGACCAACCUCAAUCAUCACACAACCGAGUUCAGUUCCCUCAGGCUCAUCUUGCCAAACAGCCACACACUCUUCGGACGGUACUAUCCCAGUGGCUGCCGAUCGGGUCCACCCAAAUAAAUCACGCGUUUUGGAGGCAGUUGGUAAACCCAGCGCGUCUCACUCGGCCGCUCGAACAUCGAGUAGGGACAGCACUACCUCGAGUAUUUCAACCACCUCCUCUUCAAAAAAGUCCCCCCGGGUUCCCAAAGUGCUGACGAAUCCAGUUGGCAAACGUCGAGGCAGGAAACCUGCUUCUAGCUACAACACUGCCGAAGGUCUUUAUCCCCCCAUAUCAAUUAAUUCUAAACUCAAAGUGGUCCCUGUCAAAAAUAACAAAGUUAAACGGCAUUGCGACUUGCUUCCCUCUUCUUCCCUAAACCAACAAACUUCUGCGCUUAAUGUUACUUCAAAUGUCGACCAAAGUACCAAAGAAACGAAGUCCGCUAAUGCAUCCCCUGAUUUAAGUCCGGAACCCAGCCGCAAAUCUGUAACCAUAAUGCUCAAAGCGUCUCCCACACAAGAAUUUCACAGCACAAAAGAUCUACAAACCCACCAAGGAGUGGCUCAUGUUUCAGCGGUCUCCGGCUCUCGGAACACGACAGAGAGAAAGCGUGGUUAUCCUGCUUCUGUCAGGAAAAAAUCUCAACAAACGAUUGAGAAAAGUUCCAGUUCUGACCUUCAAACUGGGUCCGUUUCUACCGUCGUUCCCCAGUCGGUACCCGACUCUCAUGUGGCCAAGGUCAUGGAUGUUGUGUUACAGCUGAGAGAAUCCCGUCGCCGCCCUGUUCAAACAGCUGUUUCAAGUUUGUGCAGACGUCAAUACAAUCUAUCUGCAACCUCGGUUCUCACAGCCUUAAACUUCUUAGUUUCUCAAGGCCAGCUGCACGAAAUUCCUUCCGCAGGCGGUAUAUCUUACCGUUCCAAUCCUCGUAUUGUAGCCCGAGGCGAUCUAUGCGAGUCAAAAGGAUUAUCGGCUCGUAUUAAAGCAAAAUAUGUUCCAUCUAUGAAAAGAAAAAGGUUUGGUUGUCAGGCUAAUCUUGCACCUGGGCGUAAACGCUCUUUACUGAAGAAGUCAAAUAGCUCUUUGCUCCCAAAAAGAGCUCGCCUCGAGCAACAGUCCUCAGAUGCUCCCUCCCGUAAUUCCUUUUUCAAGCGUGAAAAUUCAAACUGGUCUGCAGGACAGCCAUUUGAGCGCUUUCUAAAACCGUCAAAAUCUCAUCUAUCCAACAAUCGCAGCGGCACCGCUGUGCCCGACUCUUAUUUAUCCCUGGGAAACUCUACCAGUGCUAAUUACAACUCCGGAUUGAAAUGCAAUCGGUUCUCAUUUGUUGGCGACAACCGGCCGGUUGCUGAGGAUGAUCAAUGUUCGACCUAUUGUACUCGUAAGUAUACUUUCUCUGGUUUAGUCAUCUACCGUUGA